Amoebophrya sp. A120 is the source of this 336-nucleotide messenger RNA. The record is from the annotation of a GenBank genome assembly. NCBI's taxonomy places the organism in Eukaryota, Dinophyceae, Syndiniales, Amoebophryaceae.
GUGGAACUCGUUUCUCCUUUGCGGAUUUCUAUUCCAAACUCCCACUGGAAACCGUCCAGUCUUUGGAUUCCACCUCCUUUCACGGGUUGCUGAAACAAAGGAUGGUGAUGGGCCGGUCUUCUAUUUCUUCUGAAAAUAACCACGAUGGGUGGUCAUCUGAUCCUACUCCCACCGCUCAGGUGGACCACGAACUGCAGCAGAAACUGGCGGCAGAGAUCAAAAUGAAAACCGCAUCGACUUGUUUCAGGAGCUCUGUUGAUGCUAUCUGCUACGCCUGGGAAGUUGCGGCGAGCUUGGACUGGCACAAGCGGUUUUUGUUGCAGGCGUUACUCGACG